This is a messenger RNA of Passer domesticus (house sparrow), 3097 nucleotides long. Its product is annotated as ectoderm-neural cortex protein 1-like. The transcript has 3 exons. The record is from RefSeq and is a predicted model, not a curated record. Lineage: Eukaryota; Metazoa; Chordata; Aves; Passeriformes; Passeridae. Gene Ontology annotation, molecular function: protein binding. Bases 1 to 2547 code for a protein of 848 amino acids.
AUGCAGGCAGACCCGAUCCUCGCAAAACUCGGUGAUUUUCUUCUCAUUUCUGAUGUGGCCUCUGACAGAGGGCGAGUUCCUUCCCUUGGCCAGGAGAGCAGCCUGCCCGCUGCUGGUGCUGCCGACGUGGGCCGGGUUUCACAGCCGCGAGGGGGGCUCCGUGCAGAGGGGCAUUGCCGAGCGGGGCCGGGUUUCACAGCCCCGAGGGGGGCUCCGUGCAGGAGGGCAUUGCCGAGCAGGGCCGGGUUUCACAGCCCCGAGGGGGGCUCCGUGCAGAGGGGCAUUGCCGAGCGGGGCUGGCUCUCGGCCGUGCCCGCCUUUGUCAGCAGCCGCCAUCCAAAGGCCGCGGGCGGGCGCUGCCUGUCCCCGCGGCUGCCCCGUUUAUGGCCCUUUAUGGCGGGGCCGCUCCGUCCGCAGGGCUCGGGAGCCUCAGGUGCGCCGUCCCGGCCUCGUGCGGCGAUGCUGGGACCGGGGGACACGGGGGGACACGGGGGGACAGCGGGGACCCCGCAUACGCGGGGAGGGGACCCGGCCACGCUGCCCGCGGGCAGGGCGGGUGAGCGAGCGGCGCAUGCGCACGGCUGGCCCCGCCUGCCAUUCACAAAGGCAGAGCACGGCGCGCCUCGGCCGCUGAUUGGCUGCGGGGCGGGAGGGGGCGGGGCCGACCCGGGGCGGCCACGCGGCGGCGGCGGAGGGGCGGCGGCAGAGCCGGAGCGGAGCGGGACCGGGCGGGACCGGGAACCGGGCACGGAACCGGGCACCGGCAGCCUCAGCACUAUGUCCGUCAGCAGCCACGAGAACCGGAAAUCCCGCUCGAGCUCCGGCUCCAUGAACAUCCACCUCUUCCACAAACCGGGCCACGCCGACAGCCUCCUGACCCAGCUGAACCUGCUCCGCCAGCAGAGCCUCUUCACCGACGUGGUGCUGCGGGCGGGGAACCAGAGCUUCCCCUGCCACCGCGCCGUCCUGGCCGCCUGCAGCCGCUACUUCAACGCCAUGUUCAGCGGGGGCCUGAAGGAGAGCAGGGACGCCGAGGUCAACUUCCACGACUCGCUGCACCCCGAGGUGCUGGAGCUGCUGCUGGACUACGCUUACUCAGCGCGGGUGCUGAUCAACGAGGAGAACGCCGAGUCCCUGCUGGAGGCCGGGGACAUGCUGCAGUUCCAGGAUAUCCGGGACGCUUCGGCUGACUUUCUGGAGAAGAAUCUCUACCCUGGGAAUUGCCUGAACAUGCUGCUGCUGUCCGAUGCCCACUGCUGCGAGCGGCUGCUGGAGCUGUCCUGGAGGAUGGCCUUGGCCAACUUCACCUCGCUCUGCAAGACUGAAGAUUUCCUCCGGCUGCCCAAAGACAAGCUGCUGGAGCUGGUGGAGAGCGAGGAGCUGGAGGUGGAGGACGAGACGCUGGUCUAUGAAGCCGUUAUAGGCUGGAUCCGCUACGAUUUGCCCCGGCGCCACGAAGUUCUGCCCGAGCUGCUGCGCUCCGUCCGCCUGGCCCUGCUGCCCGAGUCCUACCUGCGGAAGCAGGUGGCCUGUGAGAAGCUGGUGACCAGCCACAAGCUGGGGGAGGAGAUCGUGGCCGACGCCGUGCGCUGCAAAAUGAAGAUCCUGCAGAACGACGGCCUGGUGACGGGCUGCUGCGCCCGGCCCCGCAAGGUCAGCCAGGCCCUGCUGCUGCUCGGGGGCCAGACCUUCAUGUGCGACAAGAUUUACAUGCUGGACCAUAAAAGCAGCGAGAUCAUCCCUCGCGCCGACAUCCCCAGCCCCCGCAAGGAGUGCAGCGCCUGCGCCAUCGGCUGCAAGGUCUACAUCACGGGCGGCAAGGGCUCCGAGAACGGCGCCUCCAGGGACGUCUGGGUGUACGACACCCUCCACGACGAGUGGGCCAAAGCUGCUCCCAUGCUGGUGGCGCGGUUUGGCCACGGCUCCGCCGAGCUGGACCACUGCCUGUACGUGGUGGGGGGUCACACGGCCAUGAGCGGGGCCUUCCCGGCCUCUCCCUCCGUGUCCCUCAAGCAGGUGGAGCACUACGACCCCCAGCUGGACAAGUGGUCGCUGGUGGCUCCUCUCCGGGAAGGCGUGAGCAACGCCGCCGUGGUGGGAGCCAAGAUGAAGCUGUUUGUUUUCGGGGGCACCAGCGCCAACCAGAACAAGCUGCCCAAGGUGCAGUGCUUCGACCCCUGCCAGAACCGCUGGACGGUGCCCGCCAGCUGCCCCCAGCCCUGGCGCUACACGGCCGCCGCCGUGGUGGGCAGCCACGUCAUCGUCAUCGGCGGGGACACGGAGUUCUCGGCCAGCUCCGCUUACCGCUUCCACAGCGACACCUUCCAGUGGUCCAAGUUCGGGGAUGUCACGGCCAAGUGCAUCAGCUGCCGCGCUGUCACCUCGGGGAACAGGCUCUACGUGGUGGGGGGCUACUGCGGGGCUCAGCGCUGCAAAACCCUGGACUGCUACGACCCCUCGUCCGACAGCUGGAGCAGCGUCACCACGGUGCCCUACUCCCUCAUCCCCACCGCCUUCGUCAGCACCUGGAAGUACCUGUCGGCCUGAGCGUGGCCAGGGACCUGGAAGGCUUCACACCUGAUUUUGCCAAGUGCCUCCCUUGACUGAGGAUCCAGAUGGAACACACGGGCAGCAGGAGCACCUCCUCCCACCUGGCAACUCUGUGAGCUGGGUGCCAUCAGCACCAGCAGGGCUCAAGGCAACCGAGUUUUGGCUUUGAAUUGCUUCUGCAAAUCCAUCCCCUGGUCAGGCCAGGGAGGGGACAGGCACUGAGGGACCUCCUUGGGCUGACAGCUUGUGCUGUCCCUUGAGACAGCAAAAGGUUUCCAAGUGUUCUCCUAACUUGUGUGGUAUCAGAGCAGGAACCAGAGGGAUUAUUUUGGCUUCAGUGAUAUUAGGAAGGAGAAAGGACACUCCUGACCAGCUGCAGGACUGCACUGCUGCAUUUGCAGCACCCAAGCAGUAGCCUGGAAUGUCAGAACAUGUGACAGUACUUUGCCCAAGGGCUGGUUCUGCACAUUUAUUUCUUUUUUAUACAGCAGUUUUGUGUGUUUAUUACUCAGCCUGGAGCUGCUUCAAUAAAUCUGAAUAAAAUCCA